Molecule: messenger RNA, 799 nt
Organism: Hippopotamus amphibius kiboko
Lineage: Eukaryota; Metazoa; Chordata; Mammalia; Artiodactyla; Hippopotamidae
Gene: SPRR1B
Product: small proline rich protein 1B
Exons: 2
Coding region: 260-505 (81 amino acids)
Source: RefSeq, a predicted model, not a curated record
AUUGUCAGAGAGCAAGUGCCAAAAAAAUGUCAAGUUAGUGGUUUCAUCACAGAAGCUGAGCGAACAGGUAACUGAGGGGUGCAGAAUGAAUCAUGUUUGGCAGGCAAAACAUGAAAAUGCAGUAACCCCAAAAGAUCCCAUUCCUUGAAACAAGUCUCAUUCCCUGUAUAAAAAGCCAGUUGGCUUGGGAGACCAUGCCAGAUCCAAGUGAUCACAUAACCUGCUCUGCUCUGCGAACCAGUCCAGCCUCUUUUGAAGCAUGAGUUCCCACCAGCAGAAGCAGCCCUGCAUCCCACCCCCUGAGCCUCAGCAGCAGCAGGUGAAACAGCCCUGCCAGCCUCCACCCCAGGAGCCAUGUGUCUCCCAAACCAAGGAGCCAUGCCACACCAAAGUGCCAGAGCCCUGUCACCCCAGGUUUCCAAAGCCCUGUCACCCCAAUGUUCAAGAGCCCUGCCCCUCAAUGGUCACGCCAGUGCCAGCUCAACAGAAGACAAAGCAGAAGUAAUGUGGUGUACAGCCAAGCCCUAGAAGAACCAACCACCGGAUGCUGACCUCCCUCUCCCGUUCUGAUUAUCAGUCCAUUUGCCUUAUAAUUAGCAUGCUGUCACCCUGAGUCACAGACCUUCUUAAUUUACACUCUAAAAACAUGUGCUGUGAAGAUUUCCUUCCCAAACACACUGGGCCUCUAAGCCUCUGAAUUGCGCUGAAGUUCUGGGUACCUUAGAACCUUAGCUAUGGACUGCUCAGGAUUCAUCUGAAGAGGGACUUAAGGUGAAAACAGGUGGAUCAGCUUUGUUCU